Chlorocebus sabaeus (green monkey) is the source of this 852-nucleotide messenger RNA. NCBI's taxonomy places the organism in Eukaryota, Metazoa, Chordata, Mammalia, Primates, Cercopithecidae. The record is from RefSeq and is a predicted model, not a curated record.
AUGGACCGCAGCGAUUGUCUAGGCCUCAUCUCACAGGCCCUCCUCUAUGGCAAGCGCCCUCCCGAAGGCUUCGCCCUAAUCAGCGCGUCCCGGAGCCGACCCAGUCACUUAGGCUGCGCCCACCAGGCUUUCCGGAUCCGACGCGCGUGGGCUCCUGGCUCCCGGCCCCCAGCGGGGAGGUCGCGGCCGCGCGCCGGGAGGCUUGUCCCUGAGGCCGCUCCCUUCCCACCCCCAGCCCCAGCUCCGUGGCGUCCACCGCGUGCCUCCACGGGAAGUCGCUACCUGUGCCUUCAGCGCGGAAGGAGAACCGACGCCUCUCCUAGCUGGGCGGGCACCGCCUACACCACCGCUGUCGCCGCGUGCACGCUCGGGCCAGCUGUCUCCCACCCCGCGGCCAUUGCGGCUCCUCCCGCCGUAGGCAGCGCUCCGGGAUAUGCUCCCAGCCGCUGGCUGCAUUCACUCCACUUCCUGCCCGUCCAGAUCGCACUGCGCCGCCAGGCCCGCCACGUACCGCAAACUGGGUGUCCUAAAACGACAUCCGCCUGUUAUCUCAAGGCUUCUGUGGGCCAGAAGGCCAGGCUUGGCUGGGUCCUCAGCUCAGAACUGUCACUUCAGAGAGCUGUGCGGAGGAAGUCGUCCUGGAGACGACCUGUUGAGAGGCCACUUUCACUCCGGAGAGUCUCUGUGGCUCCCCCUGGUGGCUGUGCUGUUCAGCGGCGCCUCCUUCCUGUAGCUGGGCUGUCUGCCCUGGUGCCCAUGGACCCAGCUGAACCCUUUGCCAUUGAAGGACAUCUGGGCUGCUUCCCAGGUUUUGGCUAAAACAAGUAAAGCUGCUAUGAGCACUCAUGAGCA